AUAGGGCAAGAAAGGUUCCACAGGUCACAGCUCUUGAUUUACUGCAAGGAUCUUCCUCUGCUGAGUGAAGAAGAUAAAACUGGAAUAGGAGGUGUACCAUUACAUGGUCAGAAGGUGACAUCUAAGUACAGUGUGUUUCCUCAAGGGCUGGGAAGUAGCGCUCCUGCUUGGAUAGCAUUUGACAAGCGGGCCCUUCAGAUAUUGAAAAGUUGCUCUGAGCAAACCACUGAGCACCUCACCUGUGAAGGUAGUUUUUUUGCAUUAUUGCUAUGCUCAGAGACCUUGAAGACCUCUGAGGUUUCCCCACUCACUGAAGUGCAGAACCAGGUAUUGUCUUUUGAUGCCUAUUUUGAAGAAGAAGUGCCUCACAAAAAUCAAGAGAACUAUAGAAUCAGACACUGUAAAAUAUACUUCUUCCUUGAAGAUGAUACAAUUCAAGUGGUUGAACCUCGAGUGAAAAAUAGUGGCAUACCUCAAGGAACUCUUGUUCGACGGCAACGGAUUCCACUUCCACCUCCUCAUGAAGACCAGUUCUACACUGUGCAUCAUUUCAAUGUCAACAUCGAAGUAAUCCUUUAUGGCCGAAAAUAUAAGAUUAUAGAUUGUGACCUGUAUACAAGGAAAUUCCUGAAGAAGAUGGGAAUUAGUGUAAAUCCUUCUGCAGAUCGACCAGAUGACCCGUACACCAAAGUGCGACAGCAGACUCUGGACAGAAAGAAUCCAUUUCGCCCUUUGGAGCGCAUUGACACUCUGAGACAAUUUCUGGAGCACGAUGGGCAAGUUUUAGGUUUCCUCUGUGUGUGGAAUGACCCAGAAUCCUUGUCCUAUGGCCCACGAGAACUUGUUCUUCGUUAUUAUUUGUCUGAUGAUACUAUUGAUAUAAAAGAAAUUAUACCAGAUAACUCAGGCCGGGAUGUAGUUCCACUUUUCCUCAGAAGAGAGAAACUCCCAAAGAAUGCUCCCACUGGGCUGUACCAGCCAGGCACAAUCACCAAUCACACUGUUCUCAACGUGUUGAAAAAAUCAGAAAGAGACAGAGGCUGGUACAUGCUGGACAAUCAGAAGACAGGAGCAGUGCAUCAGGAAUUUUACAGAGACAGUGACUUGAAAAUAGGGGCAGUAAUUAAUGUUUGGGGAAGGAAGAUAGUAAUCUGUGAUUGUGAUGAGUACACUAAAGAAUAUUACAGGACAAAGUACGGAAUUG
This is a messenger RNA of Acanthisitta chloris (rifleman), 1204 nucleotides long. RefSeq names its product EF-hand domain-containing family member C2-like. Gene Ontology annotation, biological process: regulation of neuron projection development. The record is from RefSeq and is a predicted model, not a curated record. The annotation marks the transcript as partial. NCBI's taxonomy places the organism in Eukaryota, Metazoa, Chordata, Aves, Passeriformes, Acanthisittidae. The transcript has 8 exons. Gene Ontology annotation, cellular component: microtubule.